Molecule: messenger RNA, 6866 nt
Organism: Toxorhynchites rutilus septentrionalis
Lineage: Eukaryota; Metazoa; Arthropoda; Insecta; Diptera; Culicidae
Product: partitioning defective 3 homolog
Exons: 9
Coding region: 1094-5809 (1571 amino acids)
Biological process (GO): establishment or maintenance of epithelial cell apical/basal polarity; cell adhesion; microtubule cytoskeleton organization
Cellular component (GO): adherens junction; cell cortex; apical junction complex
Molecular function (GO): phosphatidylinositol binding; protein binding
Source: RefSeq, a predicted model, not a curated record
UCAGUCCGUGUGUUGAGGUAGCUAGUUUCGGUUGUGCUGUGUAUCUCAGUGCCGUAGUGCUGGAUCGCGCUUCGGUUUGAACGACUCUUUCUGUUGUGUGUAUAUGAUGAAGUGAUUCGAACGAAAUUCGGUACGAGAUUCGACCGUUGCACAUUAUACUAGUGACCAGUGUGUUUGUUGUGUGUUGUUCGAAUGCAAAGAAACAAGGAUCCCAAGGCUGGCGAUAAAGCAAAAGGAUUGCUCGACCGGAUCUGAUCGGAUCGUUCCACACUGCCAGCUAAAAUCUUCAUCGGCGGCAGGUGGUUGUUCCUGUUGUAGCUGCUGCUGCUAGUUGCUCGAUCCUUGUCUGCCUCACGGGAACAAACGACAAGGAAGAAAAGCCAGUCAUCGGUUUAUAGUUGAUGGGCUUCGCGCAAAAGUGUGCGUUGUGUGUGUGCAUGUUUUGUGAUUGUGUUGGGUUCCAACGGCUGCCCGAGUAAAAUAGAAUAAGGAAAAAGUGUGUUUUGAUCGGCUUACCUGUACCUUUCCGGAGGCCGCUGCGAUACGACUGUGUGAGUUUGAAGCAUUGUAAAGUUUCUAUGCUGUGUUUUUGUUGCCGCGCAUCACCGCGCGAGAUCCGGCAGAGCAGCGGAUUACGAUAGAACACAAGCAACGAGCUUUAAGGGUCACUUCUGUAAUUUCUGGGUUUGGAAGGUGGAAUUCCGAUGCACGUUGGAAUCAAUUGCGUCAACUUGAAGAAGAGAAACACAGUGAGAGGAGAGAAAGAAAACCUCGCAGCUCGACACGAAACAUAAAACGUUGUUAUGACAACGGGUUAAUAACAGAUCCAAAUUAUUGGAGCAGAGGUUGUGUAAGAACGUAUAGCCGUAGGCAAUGUCAAAAGUUUACCAUUAUUUUGAGCUAUUACCACUGUUUGUGAUUGAAAUUAAGUGAAACAAUGAGUGGUGCUGAUGACAACCGAUUGCUGAAAAUAGUUUGCUUUUUCAUUAUUCGAUUGGAAGAAAGCUGAAUAGUGCGAGCUUCCGAGCAGUAGUGGAGUGUACAGUGUGAAUUGGCAAAUAGCUACAGCUACGAAGCAGUGAAGAAUCCAGCCAUGAAGGUUACGGUGUGUUUUGGGCCCACACGGUUCGUGGUGCCCUGUCCCCCCGGAACGACCGUGCGGAAGCUGGAACAGGAGGCGAUUAUUCGUUACAAAAGAAAGAAUCCAGACUCAUGGGUCGUGGUGCACCACCUUCAGUCACAGUCCGGCAUACUGGAUCCGGACGACCACGUGAGCGACGUGGCCGACGAUCGGGAGGAGAUCAUCGCCAGUUACGAGGACUGUCCGGGAGGACCCGAUCCGGGGGUGCCACAGGGUGGCGGCGAUGGUGCUAGCGGAAGUUCGGUCGGGACCGGAAGCCCGGACAUCUUCCGCGCAGAGCCCGGUAAAUAUGGACCGGAAACCUCAACGCCUCACAUCGAGGUUACCUCGAACGAGCAACCCCUGAUGGUGGGACUGGGACUACAGGUCCGACGAGGCAGCGAACCCACGCUACACCAGCUCGGAGUGACCGGGGACCGAAGUGGCGGCGGAGCUGCACUGUAUAACGUCAGUCCAAACGGUCACCAGGACACCAAACGAUGGUCGGCGGCACCGGUCUGUCGAAGUGACACGGACACCCCGGAACGGUUGCUUUCGACCUCGAAUGGUGGAGGGGUUGCGUAUAUGUCCCCCGAGUGGAAUGUUCUACCGGAGGAAGAAUCUCACGACAGUCUGCCGCAGCAAUUUUCCCGCUCCGGGCGACUCUCGAUGCAGUUCCUCGGGGCGGAAGCCGCCAACGGCUAUCGGUGGAUUGAUGCGGCGGAUCGAGCCGCGGCCAACGUCAGCGGGUACAACGGAACCAGCGCCAACAGUAGCUUCAGCUCGAAGUCCCUGCCGCGGGAAUCGAAACGGAAGGAACCUCUCGGACAGGCGAAUGCGUCCGUGUACGAGUCGAUCAGGGAGAAGGAUGGCGAAAUGCUCCUGGUGGUGAACGAAAACGGUGGUCCCCUGGGUCUCACAGCGAUCCCAGACUCGGAUAUCGGUGGACUGCUGGUGCAGAGCGUGGAGCCGGGCAGCCGAGCGGAUAGGGGGCGGGUGCGCCGCGGCGAUCGCAUUCUUGAAAUCAACAACAUCAAGCUGGUGGGGCUCUCCGAGAGUUCCGUCCAGGAACACCUCAAGAAGAGCCUCUCAUCGCCGGAGCUGAGGCUGCGGGUAAUCCGGGCAGCGGCCGGAUCCAAGUACAAGCGGGACAACCGCGUCUCGGAGAUGAUCGAAGCGGAGGAGAAGCCGGCGACCAGCAAGGUCGCGACGGUUUCACCCACGCGCAAGAUUCCAGGAGCUCCCUCGGGUAUUAGUUUGCAGGCAGCGAACACCAGGAAGCUGGGUAAACUGAUCGAGAUUUCGCUCAAGAAGGGCAUGAAUGGGCUGGGGUUCUCGGUCACUACUCGGGAUAACCAGGCCGGUGGACAGUGUCCGAUCUACAUUAAGAAUAUCCUAUCGAAGGGUGCUGCCGUAGAGGAUGGUAGACUGAAGCCGGGAGAUCGCCUGCUGGAGGUAGACGGGGUUCCAAUGACCGGGAAGAGUCAAUCCGAGGUGGUGUCGAUACUCCGAGCGACAGAGUAUGGUGCGACCGUUAGGAUAGUGGUCUCCCGGCAGCAGGAAUUGGCCGAUGUCGAGGAAAGGGAGAUCGGUUGUGGUAUUGACAGCGAGCAGAAAAGCAAUACCCCACCAAAACCUCCGCCACCCGUGAUGCCGAAGUCUUCGCUGAAACAAAACAACCGCGCCCGUUCGGAGGAGGUUCUGGAUAUACAGGAUUGCGGAGUCCAUGUACGCACAACUGGUCCAAAGAUGUCUCCAUCCGGUCAGAGCACGGGACCGCCCAUCCAGAAGAAACCCCUGGCGUCGAUUCUGAAAUCCGCUUCGACUAAUCAGGUUUCCGAACUAUUCCAGGAACAAUCCCAGCAAGGGAUGGGAGGAUUUCAGUGGAAGAAUCGGGAGAUCCUGACGCUACACAUUCCGGUGCACGACACGGAGAAGGCAGGGCUCGGUGUGAGCGUGAAAGGCAAGACGGGGUCGGGAAACAGCAGCAACGGAAGUUCCGGUAGCAGUAGCAAACACGACGGAGACUUAGGGAUCUUCGUGAAGAGUGUGCUGCACGGUGGAGCGGCCAGUCGGGAUGGAAGGCUGAAAAUGAACGAUCAGUUGCUGAGUGUGAAUGGGGUGUCCCUUCUGGGUCAAUCAAAUGCGAAGGCCAUGGAUAAGCUGCGGAGUGCGAUGCUGCAGACGGGCGGUACCAACCAUCCAGGUAAGAUCAUUCUCACAGUGGCACGCCGUAUCGGUCGGCCUGUGAGCACUGGCGAACUUCUAGAGGCGAUCGAUAACUCCAACUCCAGUGAACAAUCCGGGGCGACCGUUAUAUACCUCACCCCAGACAAACAUGCGCAACCUACGGCGGUACCUAGUGACAAGCAGCACCAGCCAUCCAACGAUAACAUCAAACAGCAGAACAAACGUUACAGCAAUCCGGUACUGGAUCGACUGACGGGCGGAACCGGUAGCAACGGUAGUCUCAACCCCACGCCAAGUGCCAACUGUAGUCCCAUCAACCAAAGACCUGUAUCUCUGGUGGGCCACGGACUGCGCAACGAGAGCUACUACAUGGCUACCAACGACAACUGGAGUCCGGCGGUGAAUCUCAACGGAAGCAACGCGGUCCUGAUCGAGGAGGAUCCCGAACCAACCUCUCCAACAUUCCACCUGGCGCGACCUUCCGACGCAGGAGGUGGCAACACCACGUCCACCCCAAAUGGGGGCGAUGUGACCUACGCCAGCCAACUCUCGCUGGAUACCAAUCCGCCAGCGGCGGAAGCCUUCAGUCGGGAUGCCGUCGGUAGACGCUCGAUGUCCGAGAAGCACCACGCGGCGUUGGAUGCACGCGAAACGGGAACCUACCAGCGUAACAAGAAACUCCGGGAGGAACGGGAGCGCGAGCGGAAGCUCAACUCGGGCGUCGGUGCCGGUUCGAUUGAGAGUCUCACCCAGAUGAGUCGGAUGAAUAGUUUGACCGGAGGCGGUGCUGGUGGUGGCAAGUCGGAGCUGCGGGCCGAGGCGCUGGAUCGGUUGGGUGAGUUGGGUCCAUCGCUGGGAAUGAAGAAGUCCUCCAGUCUCGAGUCACUGCAAACGAUGGUACAGGAGAUUCAGAUGGCGGAUGAAAUGCGGGGACCGAAUGCGCUGAGAACACCGCGGGGCCGUGGACGGGAAGAGAUUCUGAGGGCGGCUGUGGAGCGACCACCGGAGACCCAAGCGAAGAAGCACUGGCUCCUGGAGGAGGCAACCCCCGAGGUCGACUCGGGGGGAUUCGUCCCGCGUGGAAGCCCCUUCCAGUCCUCGAUGAACGAUGGCAAGGGCAAGAAUCGACAGAAGAAAAAUGGUCUCUUCCGCGGUAUCGGCCAUAUGUUCCGCUUCGGGAAACAUCGGAAGGAUGGAAUCGCUCCGAUCAGCGAUAACGUACCAGCCGAUUACACCGCCAGUUGGAAUGAUGGACCCAGUGGGGGAGUUAUUGGAAACAACACUCAGCAGAAGACUCAGACCUUGACGGUGAAGAACGUAAGUUCGAAGGUCGGUCCGCCAUCAUCAUCCGGCGGCGGUUCUGUGUUAAAUGGACCCUCCAGUAGUGGCUCGACUGGAAGCGGAGGUGCUAUAAAUCCUGCUGCCCCCAAUGGGCAGCAGCAAACAAACUCGAUCGAGCGAUCGGCGGCGGCGGCAAGCUCCGGCGGUGUGGUUGUAAAUCAUCCACCGCUCUACCAGCCUCCGCCACCGCCACCACAGCAGAACGGAAGCAGCAAUAUGCCCACGUCGAUCCAUCACACGGAUGUAUUCAACCACAGGUAUUCGCACUACGUCAACUACGAGGAACUGCAGCAGCAGAUUAGCAACAGACUAACGUUGAGCUCACGGUCCUCCUCCUACGGUAAUCUCGCUAGUGGUGGUAGUUCCGCUAACCAUAUAUACGCCCUUAUCAGCCAUAUUAACGCUAGUAACGAUGCUAACAAUGCCGCUGCAGCAGCAGCAGCCGCAGCCGCAGCCACAGCCCGUUCCCGCUCAUCAUCCCCGGUGCUAGUGGAAGAGCUUCUCUCCACCGCCAGAUUUCAAACGCUGGCGCAACAGCAACUUGCCGCCAGACAGCAGCAAUCCGUCCACCUCCAGCAGCAGCAGCAACAACAACAACACCAUCGACAGCUAAGCAGCGACUACUGUCGGUACGUGAGUCGAGCCCUUUUCGGGGCUCGGUCACCUACCGCAACACUGUCCACUGCUAGCAGUGGUGGCCCUAGUCCGGUGGAUUUCCUCUCGGAAUCCACACUGGACCAGAUGCGGCUGCAAGUGCGUCGUCAGCGGGAAAAGGUGGAGGAGGAAAGUCGACGUCAUCAUCAUUAUCAUUCCCAAAGAUCGGCCCGGAAUACGCCUCCGGUGGAAAUUGCCAUUCACCACCAGCAGCAGAAGCUGAAGCAACCCCGUCCAGUGUCCAGCUAUUACGACUGUGGAGCCUACGAAACCAUCCAGCACAGCGGGGGUGGAUCCCAGCGGAAGACAAGCCAACCCUCAUCUCCCUCCAAACAGCAGCAAUCACAGCAAUCCCAGCAACAACAACCGCAGACUGCCUGGAAUGGCACCACCAGCAGUGGUGGAAGUGGUGGCCCUCCGGGCUACCAUAACCAGGGCUCCAUCCGGAGCCGUGGUCCCUUCGUAACCCAGGUGCAGAUACAGAAUCAAAUUUCCUAUCAGUAGUAGUGUGAUCUCCUACAGUCGCGGCGAAACGACAUGCGAAAAAAAACAAUAUCGAAACCAAUACUGUGAUGUCGUUUCCAACAAAAAGAGCAAAUGCAGGAACCCGAAUCGUAUCUAUUUUUGUGUAACCACACAAAAUUCACCUUUUCGGUUGGACAACUUAUCAUUUAUGUCUCGAAUAUAUUUUCGUCGGUUUAAAAAAAUGAUGUUUUAAAUCAUUUUUUUAAGUUACCAUUAAGCUUAGAUGCCUACAGUAUCAUUUUAAAUCGAGGGGUCAGAGAGACCCCACCACUUAAAACUUUUCAACACUAUUUUCUUUUCUUCAUUACGCUAGGAUAACGAACGAAUAUAGCUACCCUCCGUAACGGUUACUUAACGCUCUUUAAAGUGAGAUCGAACGCGCUUAACGCUUGUAAAUUAUUAUAUUAGUAGCGAACACUCAUUAGACCUUCCCCCCGCCAAGGAAGCAACUGUGUAUAUAUUCACGUUAUUCAACAAUAAAAGGCAAAACAAAGUUCGGUGCGCCACAUUUAAGCCUUCAACGACGAGCCUUUCAAACUGUGCUCUUAAAGUUUAAAUCUAAAUAAGGUAAACAAAUCAAAUUAAGAACAAUUAUAUCUCAUCAUCGACGACAUCUGUUAUAUAAAAAAAAAUCGCGUUGUGUAUAUAUAUUUUGAAGUUAGUUUAAGAACAAAAGAUAGCCCCGAGAGUGGUAACCUUCCAUUAGAAAGACAGAAACAGAAAGAGAUGAGCCUCAAGUGUAACAUCAUAAACUAUUAACAUGUAAACGUGUGUGCCUCCCCAAAGUACUUACAUAGAACGAAUAAUGUUUCAUCCGUAGUAUAUUUGUACCGAAUCUUUUUGGAAUAGAGUUUGCGCCGCUAGAGGUGAAAACAUCUGUUAAUGAUGCGCGAUCCAUUAUAAACCACUCGAUGUAAGAAAGAAUAUAGAGAAAGAGAUAUAACGUAGCAAACACACACACAUUUAUUGUAAACUGCUCGAAGUGGAUUACAUAGAGAACAUGUAAAGUAUUACAUAUAACUUUCGUGAAAAUUGA